Molecule: messenger RNA, 5460 nt
Organism: Salarias fasciatus (jewelled blenny)
Lineage: Eukaryota; Metazoa; Chordata; Actinopteri; Blenniiformes; Blenniidae
Gene: ube2o
Product: ubiquitin-conjugating enzyme E2O
Exons: 22
Coding region: 69-4094 (1341 amino acids)
Molecular function (GO): ubiquitin conjugating enzyme activity
Source: RefSeq, a predicted model, not a curated record
UCCAGGUUACAGCUCUUCACGCUCUCCGUCAUCCUCGAGCUCCCGCAUCACCGACAGCAGCAACAGCGAUGGCGGAGCCCGGAGCAUCGGAGGCGGCGCCAGCAUCACCGACACCGGGCCUCUCUCCCGCAGCCAGUCCGGGCUCGGAGCCUCCCUCCAUGGCUCUGUCCCCCACGGCGGACGACUCCCAGAGGCUCCUCUUCUCCCACGACCUGGUCUCCGGACGUUACCGCGGCUCAGUCCGGUUUGGCCUGGUACGGAUGAUCCACGGAGAGGAGGAAUUUAACUCGGACUCAGAUCUCGAUGAUGGCGGAGGGAGAGGCGGAGAUGGAGGAGGCGGCGGCGGCGGCGGCGGUGGUGGAGGCGGACGAGUCCCGUGUGGCUCGGACACUGAGAGCGCCGUGGACACCCCGAGCCGGCCUCUCGGUCGCGGGUUCGUCCGCGUCCAGUGGUACCCCGAAGGAGGCAAGCAGGACAUCAGGGAGACAAAGCUGAAACUUGAAGACCGCUCCAUCGUCAUCAGAGACAUCGUGCGGCGGAACAACUCAAAUGACAACCAGUGUGGUAUUGUGACAAACAUUGACAUCGAGUGUGCAGUGAAAUUAGUGGGAACAAACUGCGUCCUGUAUCCAGUCAACAGCAGAGACCUGCAGCACAUCUGGUCUUUCAUGUACGGCGACUACAUAGCCUACGACUUCUGGCUGGGGAAAGUGUACGACCUGACCAAUCACAUCAUCCUCAAGCUGUCCAAUGGAGCCAGGUGCUCCAUGAGCGUGGAAGACGGUGCAAAGCUUUACGACGUCUGUCCACAUGUCAGCGAUUCGGGUCUGUUCUUCGACGAGGCGUACGGCUUCUACCCGGGUCAGGUCCUGAUCGGUCCCGCCAAAGUCUUCUCCAACGUACAGUGGCUGUCAGGGGUCAAACCGGUGCUGAGCAGGAAGUGCAAGUUCAGGGUGGUGGUGGAAGAGGUGAAGGUGGUGGAGCUGAAGGUGACGUGGAUCACAAAGAGCUACUCCCCGAAAGGCUCGGACAGCGUUUACCCCCCUCCCUCCACCAUCACACAGGAAAACCUCUGCAGGGUGAGGCGUUUGGGCUACUACGACCACACCCAGAGGCAGCUGGGAGAGCGGGCGCUCUACGUCUUCCCUGCUAAAGGAGACGCCACACGCAUCACCUGUGAAGGACCCGAGGGUGCCCCCGUUCUGCCCGAAGACCCCGUUGCCAGAAAGCUGAAAAGGAUGUUCAAGAAGGAUUCAGGGAAGAAGAUGGACAACGUCGAUUCACAGGGUGAGCACAAGUCAGAGCACGCAGACCCGUCGCAUCCAAACAACAACGGGCCGGCGCCCGUCCAGAACCCCGCAGACUCCCAGGGCACCAACGACACGACGGCCGAGCACGGCGAGCAGGACGCCGACGACGAGGCCGCAGAGGACACGGACGACACCAGCUCUCUGACGUCGUCGGCGAGCUCCACGGCCUCGUCUCAGAGCAGCGGUCUGGGAACAAACCGCAAGAAGAGCAUCCCGCUCUCCAUCCGCAACCUGAAGAGGAAGCACAAGAAGAAGAGGACCAAGUUCUCCCGCGAGUUCAAGCCUGGAGACCGGGUUGCAGUGGAAGUAGUCUCCACAAAGACGACGGCUGACGUGAUGUGGAAGGACGGCCGGGUGGAGAAGGGGAUCCGGUCGAAUGACCUGAUCCCCAUUCAGCACCUGGACAGUCACGAGUUCUGCCCCGGGGAUUUUGUGGUCGACAAACGACCUCAAGCCCUGCAGGACCCCGGUGUGUACGGCGUGAUUCAGUCCGGCGACCACAAGGGCAGAACAUGCGUCGUGAAGUGGAUCAAACUCAACUCCAGCAGUGACGACGUGGAGGUUAUCGGCGUGGAGGAGGACGUCAGCGUGUACGACAUCGCAGAUCACCCAGACUUUCACUUCCGCACAACAGACAUCGUCAUCAGAAUAUGGAACUCCGAGAACGGGCAGAACGACUGUGAGAACGAGACGUCCGUCGGCCAGGUCUUCAGGGUGGACGUCAGCAGCAAAGUGGAGGUGGUGUGGGCGGACAACUCCAUGACCAUCGUCCUGCCGCAGCACCUCUACAACGUGGAGUCGGAGAUCGAGGAGACGGACUACGACUCGGUGGAGGAGACGAGCAGCGUGCUGUCCACCGAGGAGUGGGAGGACGAGAGCGACAGCUGGGAGACGGACAACGGGCUGACCACCGAGGACGACAGCCACAUCAUCAACCCGGACGCGGCCGACACCUCCACCCCGACGCCCACCCCCACCGGCUCCUCGCCCUUCAUCAUCCCCCCGCAGGAGAGCGGCAAGGCCGGGGUCACCGGGGUCACCAGCCCCACCAGAGCAGUCCCGGGAGAGGAGGGGGAGGCAUCGGUGGCCAGCCCCGCUUCGGGAGGAGGCACCACUCCUGGAGCAGCGGUAAACGGCGCGGAGAAGCCCGGGAAGGACGGCGCCUCUCGGGGCUUCAGGGAGCUGAAGGAGGCCCUGAAGAUCCUGGAGAGCCUGAAGAACAUGACCGUGGAGCAGCUGUGGACCGGCGGCUCCCCGACCUCGCCCACCUCCGCCGAGCCCACCGCCACGGCCAACGUGGCCGCCUCGGUGACGCCGGCGGCCCCCGAGAAGCCCACCAAGGAGAAGCGCUUCCUGGACGACAUCAAGAAGCUGCAGGAGAACCUGAGGAAGACGCUGGACAACGUGGCCAUCGUGGAGGAGGAGAAAAUGGAGGCGGUGGUGGAGACGGCGGGGAGCGCCGGAGCGGGGACGGAGGCAGAGCGAGUCGGAGAGGAGAAACCCCAGCAGGAGCCGCAGACCCCCGUGGGCGGACAGGAGUGGCCCAGCGAGUUCCUCAGCGACACGCCGGUGCUGUGCCAGCAGAGCGGCGGCAAGCCCGGCGUGACUUUCACCAGCGCCAAAGGGGAGGUGUUCUCCGUGCUGGAGUGGGCUCCAGAAACUCACUCUUUUAACAAAAUGGAGUUCCAGCCGGCCGAGGCGAAGAAGUUCUUCAGCACGGUGAGGAAGGAGAUGGCUCUGCUCGCCACGUCGCUGCCCGACGGCAUCAUGGUCAAAACCUUCGAGGACCGCAUGGAUCUGCUGUCGGCUCUGAUCAAAGGCCCGACUCGGACGCCGUACGAGGACGGCCUCUUCCUGUUCGACAUCCAGCUGCCCAACAUCUACCCGGCGGUGCCGCCGCUGUUCCGGUACCUGUCCCAGUGCAGCGGCCGCCUCAACCCCAAUCUCUACGACAACGGCAAGGUCUGCGUCAGUCUGCUGGGCACCUGGAUCGGGAAGGGCACCGAGAGGUGGACCAGCAAGUCCAGCCUGCUGCAAGUUCUCAUCUCCAUACAAGGCCUCAUCCUGGUCAACGAGCCGUACUACAACGAGGCCGGCUUCGACAGCGACCGGGGCCUCCAGGAGGGCUACGAGAACAGCCGCUGCUACAACGAGAUGGCGCUGAUCAAGAUGGUGCAGUCCAUGACGCAGCUGCUGCAGCACCCGGUGGAGGUCUUCAGGCAGGAGAUCCAGGAGCACUUCUCCUCCAGCGGCUGGCGGCUGGUCCACCGCCUGGAGGCCUGGCUGGAGCUGCACGAGUCGGCCGAGAGGGGCCAGGCGGCGCACGCCUCCCGCCACCACUGCAAGGACGAGCCGGGAGCGUACGGCGCCCUGGGGAAGCCGGGGGAGGAGGCGGGCGCCGGGGGAGUGAGCAGUAUUAUGGAGGAGGAGCUGGAGGACUCGGGGCUGAGUCCCUCCACCACGGCCCCCCCUCAGCAGGAGCUGAGCCACAACUCGGACUGCGACGGCUCGCUGGGGGACCCGGCGGCGCCCGACUCCACGGCCCGCGGCGGGGUCAGCGCCUCAGCGGCGGCGGUCUCCUCGGGGAGCCAGCCGGUGGUGCGACCAAAGAAAAGGAGAAAGAGCUACCGGAGCUUCCUCCCCGAGGGCAGCGGCUACCCGGACAUCGGCUUCCCCCUCUUCCCGCUGUCCAAGGGCUUUGUGAAGAGCGUCCGCGGCGUGCUGCUGCAGUACCGCGCGGCGCUCGCCGCCGCCGCCAUCCCCGAGCACACAGAGGACAAGUAAGUGCCUCCUCACAGAUUCCCAACACACUCUGCACUGCCCCCCCUCCCCCCCUUCCAUCUGCCUCACCUGUAGAGGAGGAUCAUUACUGUCCAGACUGUUUCCAGUCUGCCCCCCCCCCCCAGUGUGGCCACAGCUCCGCCCGCAUUCUUAUCCUUCACCUUCUCUCACUUUACUCCCUCCCCCCGUUGCCCCAAACUCCACAGAACUCCCCCUUAAAAAGAAAUAGUCUGAUUCCUGUUGGUCCGACCUCGACCUCCGGAGAGCAGCGCCCGUCGUGAGCGGAAUCCUGAUCAUGUCUUUGUUCUCCUUCAGUGUUUCUGCAGACGAGCAUGAUGGGUAAAGAGGGGAGGAGGGGGGCAGGCGAGCGGGCGUCACGCCCUCACACAGACCUCCGAGCGACGCCUCGCCACACCAGGAAUUCGUCAUUUGUUCAUGGACGCGGGUAGAAGAAGCUGCUCAGUUUGCUGUGAACGGAUCAGAAAGGAGCUGAAAGACACGGAGAAUCAGUGCCAUGAACCCCCCCCCCCCGGGGGGGAGAUCUGCCAGAUAAACACUCUGCUGUCUCAGCCUGCAAAACGUGAAGCCGCCUGAUGAUACUUGACGGCUGAGAACCCGCGAGGCCCCGCCUCCCCCCCCCCCCCUCGCGGGCCACAGUUCUCUGUAGCACUACUGACACUCUGGCUGCACCAUCCUGCACUACAGGCGCCGCACGCACGGACCAUCCAUUCCACUCGCACACAUCGACAUGUUGCCUUACUUGAAUCGUCGUUAUUGAUCUCAGACCAUGGCGCCGCGCCGUUUCCCUCCCGGAGUCUCCCACCACAGCCCUCCGCCGAGUGCGCGUCGCGUUCGUGCGGCUGGAAACUCUGGAAAGUUCCCAGUUAUCCACGAACACAGCACAGGUUCUGCUUGCUGAUUUCCAGGUGUUUUGUGUUUCUGAGCGUCACAGAGAGAGACUGGGGUCCUGCCCUGGACUCUCUCUCUCUCUCUCUCUCGCUCUCUCUGCUCGUGGCUGUGUUGUGAAACUCACCUCUGGGUCCAGUCGUGCUUCCCCGGGGGAAACCGGCGGUCUUUGUUUACAUCUUUUUCGAGGAACUCCAUCCCACCGCCGACGUGAUGCUCCUGUCGUCGAUUCCUUGUGAUUCUCACUGUAGUGACUCUAGGUGACCCCCCCUCCCCCUCCCCCUCCCCCCUCCCCCUCCCCCUCCCCCUCCCGGUGCUGUGAUGGAAGAGAAUGAGCAGGAGAGCGUCGGCCGUCUGGUGUUUUACUUGAACCUUGAUGCUGAAGAGUGUUUGUGAGCGAGAACGCGCACUGUGCCAUUGCGAGUGAGGGGAGAGGAUGAAACGAGCCGAGAGCUGCUGACUU